Molecule: messenger RNA, 1350 nt
Organism: Gorilla gorilla gorilla (western lowland gorilla)
Lineage: Eukaryota; Metazoa; Chordata; Mammalia; Primates; Hominidae
Product: olfactory receptor 52N2
Exons: 2
Coding region: 203-1168 (321 amino acids)
Biological process (GO): G protein-coupled receptor signaling pathway
Cellular component (GO): plasma membrane
Molecular function (GO): olfactory receptor activity; G protein-coupled receptor activity
Source: RefSeq, a predicted model, not a curated record
GUGCACAGAGUUUACCUGGUCACCGCGGUAUUGCAAGCCUCUCCUCCUCGCGUUGCUGAGAGUCCGGGUUUAUUCAUCACAAUGGGUGGGUCCCGAUCUCCCCUCCCUGAGACUACCGCAACGGGGCAUUGGAAUGCGUCUCCCCUGGGCAGAAAGCAAUGGCUGCUAAAGAGUAUAAAAUGCUCUCCUCCUGUCAGCCAUCAUGUCUGGGGACAACAGCUCCAGCCUGACCCCAGGAUUCUUUAUCUUGAAUGGCAUUCCUGGGCUGGAAGCCACACACAUCUGGAUCUCCCUGCCAUUCUGCUUUAUGUACAUCAUUGCUGUUGUGGGGAACUGUGGGCUCAUCUGCCUCAUCAGCCAUGAGGAGGCCCUGCACCGGCCCAUGUACUACUUCCUGGCCCUGCUCUCCUUCACUGAUGUCACCUUGUGCACCACCACGGUACCUAAUAUGCUGUGCGUAUUCUGGUUCAACCUCAAGGAGAUUGACUUUAAUGCCUGCCUGGCCCAGAUGUUUUUUGUCCAUAUGCUGACAGGGAUGGAGUCUGGGGUGCUCAUGCUCAUGGCCCUGGACUGCUAUGUGGCCAUCUGCUACCCCUUACGCUAUGCCACCAUCCUUACCAACCCUGUCAUCGCCAAGGCUGGUCUUGCCACCUUCUUGAGGAAUGUGAUGCUCAUCAUCCCAUUCACUCUCCUCACCAAGCGCCUGCCCUAUUGCCGGGGGAACUUCAUCCCCCACACCUACUGUGACCGUAUGUCUGUGGCCAAGGUAUCCUGUGGCAAUUUCAAGGUCAAUGCUAUUUAUGGUCUGAUGGUUGCUCUCCUGAUUAGUGUGUUUGAUAUCUGCUGUAUCUCUGUAUCUUACACUAUGAUUUUGCAGGCUGUUAUGAGCCUGUCAUCAGCAGAUGCUCGUCACAAAGCCUUCAGCACCUGCACAUCUCACAUGUGUGCCAUUGUGAUCACCUAUGUUCCUGCUUUUUUCACUUUUUUCACUCAUCGUUUUGGAGGACACAAUAUCCCAAACCACAUACACAUCAUCGUGGCCAACCUUUAUCUGCUACUGCCUCCUACCAUGAACCCAAUUGUUUAUGGAGUCAAGACCAAGCAGAUUCAGGAAGGUGUAAUUAAAUUUUUACUUGGAGACAAGGUUAGUUUUACCUAUGACAAAUGAAACAUAGAAUAGACAUAUUGUUUCAGGUGGUGAGAAAAUAAUGGAGACAAAAUUUCACAAAAGAUGUGAAUAAAAUGGUAUUAAAAUCAUGACAUGCAAUUUACCCAUGUAACAAACUUGCACAUGUACCUAAAAUAAAAAUAGAAAUAAAAAAUCAAAAUAAAGACAUAAAUUUGUAAGUC